AUCUUGUGUGGUGGAGAUGGCGCGAGUUUUAUAUUUAUUGCGGGACGAGCUGGGUUGGCGGGAGUUAUACUUCUGGAUUUUGUUGUUGACUACUUUAUUUAGUAAUUUUUCUUUAAACGUGCUUAAAAAAGGAUACAUUUAAAAGCACUGAAAUGGACGGCUUUGGCGUUUAUGCAAUAUUUGGAGUAGAUGAGCCACCACGACUUAUCUUGAGCUGUCGUGAUGGAUGGCAGGACUCAGUUGAGAUCCAGCCUUGUGUCCAGCAGAUCGUUGUCUUCACCAGAGGAGACUGGGGAAAGAAAGAUUCUGUUACAGUGGAACUUACAGAUGAAGAGAACAUGCCCAUUAAUAUGGGAAAACUAACCCCUUUUAGCAAGUGUCUGUCAUGGGAGACUUCUGAGGAUUGUGUCUGGUCCAGAGGAGCAACCUUAACUGUCAAAGUCAACCAGGUUACAAGUGAUUUGUUGGAUCCAGUGCUGACUUUAUCACAGAUGGAGUGUACACCAGAGUGCAACCCCACAGUUUCGGUAUUAAAUGAGUGUAAAGGCAAAAGGAAGAGGUCACAGGGAGAGGAGGAAGAUGAGGUGGAAGAAGGUAGAGAAAAGGAGAAUAUUUGUCCUAAUGGCUCAGGAAAAGUAACGCCUCACAGAAGGGGCAAGACCAAUCCCCGUGGAGGGCAAACACGUCUGUUCCCUCAAAAAGAUGAACCGUCUGCUGCCGCCACUUCUCAGAGCCACAAAGCUAAAGGCAAGCAGGCCAAAAAUCCCUCGCAGAGUGCUCCAUUGGAUAAACCAUCAGGGCGCUGGGGUCAGACUCUUUGUCCUAUUGAUCCACAGACAGCCAUUUUGAUUGGAGGACAAGGUGCCAGAAUGCAGUUCUGCAAAGAUCCAAUUUGGAAACUGUGCACAGAGGAUCUGUCCUGGGUACCUGCCGAAACACUGGCUGAAGGACCCACCCCCGAGGCUCGUAUUGGACAUACAGCAACCUAUGACCCAGAAUCAAAACGUAUCUUUGUGUUUGGCGGCUCAAAGCACAAGAAAUGGUUCAAUGACGUUCACAUCCUAGACACACAAAGCUGGCGCUGGACUUUGGUGGAGGCACAGGGUAAAGUGCCCCCUCUGGCCUAUCACAGCUGCAGUAUGUUCCGUGGAGAGCUCUUUGUGUUUGGAGGAGUGUUUCCUCGCCCCCAUCCAGAGCCAGAUGGCUGCAGUGACUCUAUCUACAUCUUUAACCCUGAAAUGGCAAUUUGGUAUCAACCCAUAGUCAAUGGAGAGAAGCCUGCUCCUCGCUCUGGGCACUCGGCAUGUGUGAUGCAAGGGAGAAUCUUUGUGUUUGGAGGAUGGGACACCCCUGUCUGCUUCAAUGACAUGUUCAUGCUAGACCUUGGUUUAAUGGAAUUUUCUGCUGUUAAGACAAGUGGAGCUGCCCCUUCUCCCAGAAGUUGGCAUGGCUGUGCUGUUGUCUCAGACAGCAGUUUUCUGGUCCAGGGGGGCUACAAUGGGAACAGUGCUCUGAGUGACACCUUCAUCUUCAACACGGUCACCAGUUGCUGGUCUUCCCUGACUCUGCCCCACCUGAAUUCGGUACCAAGAGCUGGGCUUUCCAUCAUAACCAUGCCAUUCACAUGCAAAACGGAAUCUAUGGAUGAGCAGGAGGAAGUUUCAGAGCCAGCCCCAGAAACACUGCUGAUUUUUGGUGGAGGUGACAAUGAAGGGAGCUUCUUUUCGGAUCUUAUAACUGUGCCAGUAAAGGAGAUAAGACAAGACUAAAUGUUUGUGUCAAGAUUCAGUUUAUUAAAUGAGACACUGAGAUGACUCAUUUUUAUAUUACUUUUAUGGUAUGGUGCAUCGACAUGUUUGUAUGUGUGGAUAAUUGUUUAUUUAAAUGGUUCAUAUCUUUCUGUAAAUACUCCAAAUGUGUAAUAGCGCAUCACUCAGGAUUUUGCUCCAUGUCACUUGUUUUUGUGCAAACUAGGGGAAGUCACUCUUUACUUGGUUAUAGGUGUGUUAAAGUGACAGUUCACCCAAAAAUGAAAAUUCUGGGUGAACUAUUCGUUUAAUAGCCUGUAAAAUAAGUCUGAUAAUAUGGACUAUUGAGGGAGUAUUGUCGACUCUACUACAACAAGGCAACUUGUUAGGAAUAAUUAACCCUAAAAUUCUUUAACAUGGUUUCAAUGUUUUUAUUCCCAGUUUUCUGUAGCCAUACAAAAACUUAUUGUGGACAGACUAAAAGUCCAUAUUCUCAAAUUCUGGCCUCCGCUGUAGUUUUACAUCACAUAUGAACCCUUUGGACAUCAAUGCAUCUGUAGAUGUUAUUUGUUUCCAUGUUUCUAAAGCAAUAAUGUCAAACCUGGUACUGUAACUGAUUGAAAAGUUUUAAUGAUAGAGGAAGGGUGUAAAAUUAAAAUUUAGGUCUGUUCUUAGCAUAAAUUCCUAUUGCAUGGCUUUAGACGACUGGGAAUACCACACUUUUAGUAUGGUAUUCUUUUAAAAAUAUUAAGCUUGACAUGCAUGAUCACUGUGACAUUAACAACUAAAGGGUCAUAUGAAUGUUUUUGCAUAUAUUUUAGAAGUAGCAUGAUUUUUUUUGUAAACUAUUGUAACUUCCAGACUUAGUUUUUCUGAAUCACAGCUGUAAGAAUUGAGAUUAGGUCUAUCAGAAGACAUUGUGUCUUUGUGUACAUCUGUCUAUUGGGAUGUUUUAUAUGUGUGAAUUGUAGCUGUAAAUAUUUUUGAAAACCUGUUGAAAUUAAAGUGAUUUAUAUUUCACUGCC
Molecule: messenger RNA, 2773 nt
Organism: Misgurnus anguillicaudatus (oriental weatherfish)
Lineage: Eukaryota; Metazoa; Chordata; Actinopteri; Cypriniformes; Cobitidae
Gene: krcp
Product: kelch repeat-containing protein
Molecular function (GO): protein binding
Source: RefSeq, a predicted model, not a curated record